AAGGGAAAAAAACACCAAGCGAAGAAGAGGAAGAAGAAGGCGAAGCAGAGGGAGACGGAGGAGAAGAAGAAAGUCCAGCUACACGAAGUGUGAGAAAGCGACGGCUACACGGAGAGAACAAUGGGAGUUCAUGUCGAAACACUAAAACCCGGCGACGGAAGGAGUUUCCCGCAGAAGGGAUGUGAUGUCCAGGUGCACUACGUUGGAAGACUGACAAACGGAGAGAAGUUCGACUCCUCCAGGGACCGGGGGAAGCCCUUCAACUUCAAGAUUGGCCAGAACCAAGUCAUUCGUGGUUGGGAUGAAGGUGUCGCUCAGAUGAGCGUCGGCCAGGUGGCGAGGCUGACCUGCACGCCAGACUACGCGUACGGCGCCAGCGGAUACCCGCCCGUCAUCCCACCCAACGCCACUCUCGUCUUUGAAGUGGAGCUUCUCAGAUGUAAUUAAGCUGAUGGUUGCUAUUCAGUUUCUAUUUUUUUUUUUUCAUUACGCCCACGUCCCUUUCACAAAUAACUGCUUAAUUAAAGGUGCUGUGAGAUGCAUUUUAUAUACAUGGAUAAAUCAUUGUAGAAGUAAUUUUGAUAUCCUGGUAUAAAAGAAACAAUUGACAGAACAAUCAUGCUCAUGCUGGUGGUGUAGUUGCCUCCAAGAUUAAAGGACCUUAAAGGAAUGGCACAUUAUAGGAAAAUCGUGAGUCAUAUAAUAUCAUGUCUUGCCUCCAUCCAAAAGGCCAAAGUGUCAGAAUGACGUGGUUCUAAGGGGAGUUAUGUGCCAUACUGUUUCUUAACCGUCCGCGGUAACAGACAGUUCAGGCUAACAGCCCAGUUAACCUGCUGCCGUCUGUAGCCUCAUAUUUACCAUACAGACAAGAGCGGUAUUGAGCUCAUCAUGUCCUGUAGCUCCCGGCAGGAAAGCGUCAUCUAAAUGUGAAAUUAUUCAAACGUGUUAAGUAAACAUCCAGGAUUUAUUUGGCCUUUCGUUUUUUGUAUUUAGCUGUGAAAUAGCACAAACUAUCUUAAUGUAAUGGGAGAAAAAAAAGAGGAAAAACAGUGGCACUUGAUGCAUGUCGGGGAGGCCAAGUGUUUAUCCCAAUGUCUCAAGAGUGGUAUUGAUGAUGAUGAUUUUUUUUAAUGUUAAAAAUGCUCAUGCAACACCUUUUUAAUAAAAAGCUUAUUUGUUUUUUCCCCUCCAGCAUGAAUUUAUCCUUCGGUAGAUGCAUUGAUUUGGCAGCUUAAAACCUUGACACGAUGAAACUAGAUGUUUUGUAUGUGGCUUGUGAUUUAAUUUGUUUUUCCAUCAUUACACAUGUUGCCGUUUAUGAUAUUAAGAACAUAUUUUGAAACCAGAUCCUUAUACUCUUACUCUUGAGUCUGUCAAGCUUUUGGCCUGAAGUGCUCUUGUAUAAUAUCAUGAUUAAUUUCUUUUACCUUUUUUUUCUUCCCCUUGCUGUUUUAAUUCGUUACUGUAUUGUCCAUUAGAAAUGGUCUUUUCUGUGGGUAUUGCAUUCAUGCAUUAAAAACAAACAGUAUACUGUA
Scophthalmus maximus (turbot) is the source of this 1535-nucleotide messenger RNA. Its product is annotated as peptidyl-prolyl cis-trans isomerase FKBP1A. The coding region runs from base 121 to 447 and encodes 108 amino acids. The record is from RefSeq and is a predicted model, not a curated record. Gene Ontology annotation, molecular function: peptidyl-prolyl cis-trans isomerase activity. NCBI's taxonomy places the organism in Eukaryota, Metazoa, Chordata, Actinopteri, Pleuronectiformes, Scophthalmidae. The transcript is spliced from 4 exons.